Messenger RNA from Odocoileus virginianus texanus, 1056 nucleotides. The record is from RefSeq and is a predicted model, not a curated record. Lineage: Eukaryota; Metazoa; Chordata; Mammalia; Artiodactyla; Cervidae.
AACUGUGAAAUUAAAUACUGUACCAUUUCGAGUUUCACGAUUAGGUAAAUGAUCACAGUCCUCUUAAAUUUCUCUGGUCUUUUUUUGCACCUUUUCAGCUGAUUCUUAAUUUUGCCAACCAUGGAACAGAACAAUGGCACUGAAGUAGCUGGAUUCAUUCUCCUGGGAUUCACUGGUCAACACAAGUCUUGGUGUGUCCUCUUCACAAUAUUUCUAAUGAUCUAUAUGGUCACCGUGGUGGGUAACAUUGGCAUGAUCCUCCUCAUCAAGAUUGACUCUUCCCUUCACACCCCCAUGUACUUUUUCCUCCAAAAUUUGGCUUUCGUUGAUCUCUGCUACACCUCUGCCAUCACCCCUAAGAUGUUGCAAAACCUUGUAGGAACAGAACAAUCCAUCUCAUUCAUAGGCUGUGUGGUGCAAUUACUAGUCUAUGGGGCUUUUAUAACAAGUGAUUGCUACAUCCUGGCUGCUAUGGCAGUGGACCGUUACGUGGCCAUCUGUAACCCUCUCCACUAUCCAACAGUCAUGUCCCGGAGGGCCUGCAUUCACCUGUUAGUUGGAUCAUACUUCAUAGGUUUCCUAAAUGCCUCUGUAAAUGUAAGUUUUAUUUUCUCACUGAGCUUUUGCAAAUCCAAUAAAAUUAAUCACUUUUUCUGUGAUGCACCCCCAAUUCUGGCCCUCUCAUGCUCUGAUAUUUACUUCAGCAACAUGAUGCUAACAGUCCUUGUGGGGUUUAACAUGACAUUCACUGUGUCAGUCGUCAUCUUUUCCUACAUGUUUAUCCUGAUCGCCAUCCUGAAGAUCUCUUCUGCUGCAGGGAGGAAGAAAGCCUUCUCGACGUGCGCCUCCCACCUGACAGCUGUCACCAUUUUCUAUGGGACGCUCUCUUACAUGUAUCUGCACCAUCGUGCAACAGGGUCUCAAGAGCAAGGAAAAAUGGCUUCUGUGUUUUAUGGGGUUAUGGUCCCCAUGUUAAACCCCCUCAUCUACAGCCUGAGGAACCAAGAUGUGAGAGAAGCUCUGAAAGGAGUUGGAAAGAAGUGUUUCUGGUUUUAA